This is a messenger RNA of Lodderomyces elongisporus, 744 nucleotides long. RefSeq names its product Clc1p (gene CLC1). The record is from RefSeq and is a predicted model, not a curated record. The transcript has a single exon. Gene Ontology annotation, molecular function: clathrin heavy chain binding; structural molecule activity. Gene Ontology annotation, biological process: intracellular protein transport; clathrin-dependent endocytosis. Gene Ontology annotation, cellular component: plasma membrane; clathrin coat of trans-Golgi network vesicle; clathrin coat of coated pit. Bases 1 to 744 code for a protein of 247 amino acids. NCBI's taxonomy places the organism in Eukaryota, Fungi, Ascomycota, Pichiomycetes, Serinales, Debaryomycetaceae.
AUGGCUGACAAAUUCCCCGAGAUAGAUACACACACAGACGAUGCUACUGCGACAGACUCCGACUUCUUAUCGCGUGAAAAGGAGCUUGUAGGUGAUGAAUUCGCCACUGAUCAGGAUAAAGUUUUGCAAGAAGAAAGCGAUGAAGAGAUUAAUGAUUUCAAGGAACAAUUCCCCGAGGUUGAUGGAUCAACUCACGCUGGUUUUGAGCAAUCAAAGAGCGUGUCACAAGGUGACGGCCAUGAUAACGAAGACGACAACGAUGAUGAUGAUGAUGAUGAUGAAUUCGAAGGUUUUGAAUCUAAAUCACACAAUGCCAGUACAAGUGGGUCACAAGUCAAGGAUCUUUCGCAAUCUGAACCUAUAAAGGAAUGGAAGCAACGCAGGGACUUGGAGAUUGAAGAACGUGAAAAAGUUAAUUCGCAAAAGAAACAAGAUAUAUUGAAGAAAGCGCAACUGACCAUUGAUGAUUUCUAUGAGAAUUACAAUGCUAAAAAGGAAACAGGCUCCAAAAAGUUGCAAAAAGAAGAAGAAGAGUUUUUGAAAAAGAGGGAUGGUUUCUUGAAGAAUGGAACAUUAUGGGAUCGUGUUUAUGAAUUGAUUGAAGGUGUAGGUGAAUUGAACACCGGUGAUAAGGAUAAGGAGGACCCAGUAGUGAGUCUGAGGGACAAGAGCAGGUUCAAUGAGGUAUUGAAGAAAUUAAAGGGCAAGGCCGAUGUGCCAGGUGCUGGUGGAUACCAGGAGUAA